Messenger RNA from Aureobasidium vineae, 936 nucleotides. The record is from the annotation of a GenBank genome assembly. NCBI's taxonomy places the organism in Eukaryota, Fungi, Ascomycota, Dothideomycetes, Dothideales, Saccotheciaceae.
AUGGUCAACCUCUCCGACCAUAUCUCGUGGAAGCGCACCAGGACCUCUGGAGCUUCCAACAAUGUCCACCAUGUUUUGGUUUUGUCCACCACAUUCGUCAUUUGCUUCUCCAUCUCCAUCAUCCUCCUCUUUAUCUAUGCUCUCCAGACUGAGAGGGUUCACGUCAUGGCCAGUCGCGCUUUCCACAAGGGCGUCGAUUGGUGUGGUUCCACUCUGGUUGCUUUCAUCGCCAGCUUCUUUGCUGCUCUGGACGUUGAUCUCUUCGUUGCUGGCCAUCAUGCGAACCAUCUCAAAGCUAUCUUUAGCGAAAACAACUUCCAUCCCAUCAUUCUUCCUGCUGUCAACAACAUCAUCAAUCUCUACAACUCUGCUUCCAACUAUCUCAUCGAAUUCUCUAACGCCAUCGGAGACCGUCUACAUGAGCUGAAGCUGAACUGGAGCAGGAUGAGAAAAAGAUGCGUGGGGUCGUUAUCAUCUCAACUACAGUAUUGUCUGAUGGAGACUCUCUGUGAAGCUGUGGAAUGGCUGUCCGCCCACCCAUCUCUCGUUCCUGAGUAUAUCCCGGAUCGCGCCCAUGAUGUGACUGGAAUUCACUGGAGACCCUUGACCAUGGUUGAGGACUUGGAGGAGCCUUUGUCUGCUGUCUCGGACAGCGAUAUUCUUCAGCACCUCAGCGAAGCGCUGCCCAACUCUGACGAGCUUCUCAUCUUGCACCUUCGCGACAAAAUCUCACAUUAUGGCUUUACUAGUGACCUCUUGCGUCAGAGUCUACAGAUUCAAGACAAAAUCAUGCAUCUUCUGUCUCAGGGAACACUGAGCAUGGAGGAUCAUACCAAAGUCCAGGCGGUUGGGGUCGAUCUCAGUACUUUGGUUUUGCGAGUUAUAGACAUUUACGACGAGUUUGUUCUGGAUGGCACAUCUAGUGACGAGGAGUAG